AUGCCCGUAGUGGCUACAGCUGGGUCAAAUCGCUAUGGCCAAUUGGGAAGAGGGGGUGACUUUUCUUUUUUUGAAGUAUUAGAUAUUGAAGGUGAUAUUGUUCAGAUAUGUUGUGGUGCUGAUUACACCUUGGCCGUUACCAAUGAGGGAAAUGUUUAUGGAUGGGGACGAAACAAUUCUGGCCAGCUUGCACUUUCUGAGAUAAUUGUUGAACGCCCUACUCUUAUUAAAACUCAGAUAAAGGAACCCAUCGUAAAAGUUUCCUGUGGUAAAUCACAUUCUCUAUUUUUAACUUCAUCUGGAGAAAUUUACAGCUGUGGUGAAGGUUCUUGUGGACAACGAGGAGAUGGAACAUACCAUGGCGAAUGUUUUGAACUUAAGCGAGUACUUCUUGAUGAAAGUGUAAGAGAUAUCUUUUGUGGUGCACGAACAUCAUAUGCUAUUACAAAUGAUGGAGACUUAUUCGGAUGGGGAGAAACGACUACUGGUAUGUUGGGUAUUGCAUCAUGGUCUUCACCAGCGUUAGCUAACCCAACUCGUCUAUCAUUUGGCUCAACACGAACACGAAUAGCACGUGUAGUUGCUUCUGUGAACUUUGCAAUUCUCGUUACGACAACAGGUGAGAUACUUGGUUCAGGAAGCAAUGCUAACGGUCAGUUAGGAAUUAGUGACCAUUGUACCCAUAUCUGGAGACCUAUUCGAGAUGUAGGACGUGUUUCCUAUGUUGCAUGUGGUUCUCGUCAUACUUUAUGUCAUCAAUUAGAAAAAAAUCGGUGUAUAGAACUUUCUAUGCAAUUAACAUCAUUUAAUGUGCCUAAUUUGGAAGGUCUUGCAGCUGGAGAAGAUAACAAUCUUGUAUGGACAGAUGCAGGUAGUAAAUUACUAGUUUGUGGAUAUAAUCGUCAUAGGCAACUUGGUGUAGGCGAUAUAGCUUUUGUUGAGAAAUUAACAGAAGUUUCACUACCGAGAAAGGCAAAAGUUGUCAAUGUCUCGUGUGGGCGAAAACAUAUUUGUUUACUUCUCUCUGAAGAAAUUGUACGAGAUGAAAAUUAUAUGGUAUUUAUGGAAGACUCUUUCGCAACUGCAGGGAGCCUUGCACGAGAACCAUAUGUUACCUUAGGAAACAAGCAAUCUUCAUUUGUAUGGGUGUGUAUAGCUUCCUCAAUGAUUGCUUUGUUAUCUGGAGUGUUAGUAGCAAAGUAUCGUCACCGUCGUAUAUAA
Messenger RNA from Trypanosoma theileri, 1221 nucleotides. RefSeq names its product putative regulator of chromosome condensation (RCC1). Bases 1 to 1221 code for a protein of 406 amino acids. The transcript has a single exon. NCBI's taxonomy places the organism in Eukaryota, Euglenozoa, Kinetoplastea, Trypanosomatida, Trypanosomatidae. The record is from RefSeq and is a predicted model, not a curated record.